AUGGAAGUUGCCCGCGACAUCGCCCAGCGACUCUCAGCCCUGCGGCCGGUGAUCCGCGAGAUCUGUAAUGUGGCUGGCGUCCCUGGUGUCUCCUUUGGCGUUGCCCACCAGGGCCAGGUCGUGUUCCGGGACAAUAUAGGGUUUCGCGACAUGGAACAAUCCAUUGAACCAGACUCAGACACCCUGUAUGGCAUCGGAUCAGUCAGCAAGAUCUUCACCGCGAGCGCGAUCGGGGUGCUUGUCGACGAGGGGAAGCUGAACUGGACGACCACCAUUGUCAGCAUCAUUCCAGAGCUCAACAGCGUUGACAAAUCCAUCACCGAGCAGCUGACCAUCAUAGACCUCCUUCUUCACCGGACCGGACUGGAGAAAUCAAAUAACUGGUGGUUCGGCUCCGACGGCGUGUUGAUGUUGAAGAAAAGCCAGACCGUGUCCUCGUUCAAUGCGUUAAAGCAAACAAGCCCAUUCCGAAACGCUUUCGGAUAUAGCAACUGGAGCUACACCCUGAUCGGCGAAGUCAUCGAGCGCCUCACUGGCAUGACAUAUGGGGAUUUCCUUCAAAGUCGCAUUUUUGGCCCACUGCAAAUGGAGCGCACCACGACUAAGCAUACUUCUCAAGAUUCAGACAAUUUCGCGAAGCCCUACGCUGCGCUAGAUGACAAGUCGUUGUAUCUUCUCCCGCCACCCCCAAUCCAGGAUGACACGAUCAUGACCCCCGCACAAGGGAUUCAGAGUUCCGUGAACGAUCUACUCAAGUUCUCUAGCGCGCUUCUGGCUGCUCGGAAAGGAGAUCAAGAAUCACCCUUGAAGAACGUCCCCAAGCAAUUCUCUGGCCACAUAUUUCGGGGCAAUCCGUUUCUCGAUAAAUCCUACGGUCUCGGACUGAUGCGGACAAUGCUCCCAGGUACCAUUGGAGGUGGCAGUAACUCCAUUUAUACCAAGCUACCGGUGAUCACGCCCGGACCGGACUGCAAUGCCCGGCUGAUCACUUUUCACGGAGGCAGUCAAGCAGGAUACACGUCCUUCUUCACCAUGGUUCCUGAAGCGGACAUCAGCAUUGUUGUUCUGACAAACUCGAUCGGACUCGCGGAUCCAGCUGGCUGGAUCAACGAGCUCCUGGUGGAGACCAUGCUAGAAAGUGCACAUCAAACUAAUUUUGUUCAUCUUGCUACUGAGGCGGCCAACAAUGCCAUUGCCAGCAUCCCGAAUAUGGAGAAUAGCCUCGAGCAGGCUCGAGAGCCCAACGCCCCUCCCACGCAUUCGCUUGACGAAUUUGUUGGGCGGUACAUCAACAUCGGGCACGAAUUCAUCGUUGAAAUCAGAAAGAAGGACGAAUCAACGCUUCAAGUCGCGUUCCAGGGUCUGGAUUCUCAAGUGUGGGAUCUGCGUCAUUAUCAGCAUGACACCUUCAUAUGGCUCUCCUCCCGAGACCAUAUCGUCAAACGGGCUCGGUUCCCGUUUGCCGGCAAGGACGUAUAUACUCUCAUCUUCCAAAGUAGUGCAGACGGAGCCGUGAAAGGACUAUUGUGGCCCCAUGAGCCGGGCCUGCCAGUCAAAGAACAAUUCUUUCACAAGCUUGGCGGUGCCAGAGUGCCCGAGAACGAGGCGCAGCAACCUUUAAAGGCAGUGUAA
Penicillium canariense is the source of this 1632-nucleotide messenger RNA. Its product is annotated as D-aminoacylase. NCBI's taxonomy places the organism in Eukaryota, Fungi, Ascomycota, Eurotiomycetes, Eurotiales, Aspergillaceae. The transcript has a single exon. The coding region runs from base 1 to 1632 and encodes 543 amino acids. The record is from RefSeq and is a predicted model, not a curated record.